Lolium perenne is the source of this 1481-nucleotide messenger RNA. Its product is annotated as patatin-like protein 1. Lineage: Eukaryota; Viridiplantae; Streptophyta; Magnoliopsida; Poales; Poaceae. Gene Ontology annotation, biological process: lipid metabolic process. The record is from RefSeq and is a predicted model, not a curated record. Gene Ontology annotation, molecular function: monoacylglycerol lipase activity; glycerophospholipase activity.
UCUAGUUUGGAAACACAACAUCCAAGAUACAUAGGAGAAGCCAUUGAGCCGAGUUCUUGCUACCAAUUUAGAGGCCGACGAUAGGGUAUUCAGCGGGGUGAGCAAGCAUGAGCAGCAACGCCGACGUGACCAUGACCUGCCCGCCGCCGUCCCAGGGGAAGCUCAUCACGGUGCUAAGCAUCGACGGCGGCGGCAUCCGCGGACUCAUCCCGUCCACCAUCCUCGGCUGCCUCGAGUCCAAGCUCCAAGAGCUGGACGGGCCGGAUGCGCGCAUAGCAGACUACUUCGACGUGAUCGCCGGGACAAGCACGGGCGCCCUGGUCACGUCGAUGCUGGCGGCGCCCGGCGAGGACAAGCGCCCCCUCUUCGCCGCCAAGGAGAUCAACAAGUUCUAUCUGGACAACGGGCCCAGGAUCUUCCCGCAGAAGAAGAGCUACGGUUUCCUGACUCCGGUGACGACAUUAUUCGGCGCGAUGAGAGGUCCCAAGUACGACGGCAAGUUCCUGCAUGACAAAAUCAAGAGCCUCACCAACGAUGUUACCGUGGCCGACACUGUCACCAACAUCAUCGUGCCGACGUUCGACAUCAAGUUCCUGCAGCCGGUAAUCUUCAACACGUACGAGGCCAAGGCGGACCCGCUCAAGAACGCCCACCUAUCCGACAUCUGCAUCAGCACGUCGGCGGCGCCCACCUUCUUCCCCGCGCACUUCUUCAAGACCCAGGAUCCAUCGGGCAAGGUCCCCGACCGUGAGUACCACCUUAUCGACGGCGGCGUGGCCGCUAACAACCCCACCAUGGCCGCCAUGUCCAUGAUCACCAAGGAGGUGCUAUGCCGGAACCCAGACUUCAACCACGGCAAGCCCGCCGAGUACGGCAACUACCUCAUCAUCUCCAUCGGCACCGGCUCUGCCAAGCAGGCGGAGAAGUACACCGCGCCGGAAUGCGCCAAGUGGGGCAUCCUCAAAUGGCUCAUCGACGGCAACUUCAACCCUCUCAUCGACAUAUUUGCACACGCCAGCGCUGAUAUGGUCGACAUCCACGCCGCCGUGCUCUUCAAGGCUCUCCGAGUUGAGAAGAACUACCUCCGUAUCCAGGAUGACUCGCUUGUUGGGCCCACAGCGUCAGUGGAUGUCGCCACCAAGAAGAACAUGGAGGCGCUCAUCGAGAUCGGUGAAAAUUUGCUCAAAAAGAAGGUGUCCAGGGUGAACAUCGACACCGGGAUGUACGAGGUCGUCGAAGACGAGGGAACUAACGAGGAGGCUCUCGCCCGCUUCGCCAGGAAGCUCUCCCAAGAACGUAAGCUACGCCAAGCCACCCUCAAUUCCUACUAGUAAAGACGAAGCAGCUGCAGCAGCAGCUAGCACAAAAAAAAAAUGUUGGAUCGAUCGAUCAAGAGUGGUAAUAUUGUAAUGUAAUGUGAAUGAGUGAUUAGUUGUUGUAAACAUUCAUUUUUCUUGAGUAAUUAAGUAGCAAAGGGCCAA